GGGGGGCUGCCCGCCCCCCCGGCCCCCACCGAGCCCUCCUUGGGUCUCCCUGCCAGCCUCCACCUCCCCAGGCUGCCCCAGCCCCGCAUCCUGCCCCGCCAGCAGCCUGCUUGCUCCUCUGGUGCUCCCGGAGAAGCACUGCAGAGCCCUUUCCUCGAGCGCUUCACCCAGACAGCUGGGCCUGGCAUCGCCGGGGCAUUGUGUGAGGGUCCUGCCAGCCCUUUGCAAUCCGUACCAGGAGCACUGUGGGUCUGUGGCCCCCUGGCGCUGUAGCCAGGGCACAUCCCCCGCUAGCGUGUCAAGUGGACAAACUUGCUCUUGGGUGGACAGGCUGUUUUCUGGGGGUGCGGCUGCUCACGGCUGGCUUUUUCUCCUACUACAAUCUGCAUUGCACAAAACGAGACCAGGUGGAUUGAUAUUGAGAUGUCCCGUCCCUGCUGAGAUGUCACAGCCUCUCCGUUCAACAUCAGAAUAUCCCUUGCUGUGUCCCGGCUGUUCCCGGGCUUGCUGCAGCCUGAAGCUCUCAGCAGAAGAUGAUCCAUUUAGCAGCCUGUUGAGCGCACGUUGUUAGUUGUGUUUCUCCCUCUCUCCCAGCUUGGGAUUAAGCUUUACAUCCUUGCUGACUUCACUGCGCCUGUUACCACUUGUUCAUUCUGAAGGGGGCAAAUCUCACCGCAGGCUGAUGACGCUGGCUGCGGCUCUGUCGGAACGCUUCCCUGCCUGCCUCCUCUCCUCCGUGGGAGAUCCCCCGCGUGUCACAGAGCAACUGCAUUAUCCUCCUCCAAAUCCCUCUUCUGCUGUGACGUCUGCAGAGCACUUGACUGAGAUUAGUUUGUCAUGCGGAGGCUCUUACCCUCCCCGCUGACCCGUGCUUCCCCUUCUGUGGCUGCUUUUGGCUUCUGUCUCUUCCCUGCUUGUGCUGCUGAUGAUGGCACAGGGCACCACUCUGGGGCUGGCACUCCCGGGCUCCGGAGAAACCGGAAUUCAGGGAAGAAUGUUGGAUGCGAGUAGUUCCUUGCUCUGUCUGCUCAGGUGCUAACUUUUCCAUCACAGCUUUCUCGCCUGCGCUCUGCCCUCUCCAACAGUGUCUUGGACACCUUCUGCAUUUCUCUAAAAAGGGGUUUUCCACUGAAUCCUCCUCAUUAUUUUGAGAGGUAUCAAUGAAGGUAAAGAUUUUAUAACUUCUCGGCUCAGCAUCCAGCUGCAGAGCUGGCAACACAGCCAGCUCAGCAUGAGAGGAUCGGAGUUCUCCUGGAUGCAUCACAAAGUCCUGCCUGGACCGCUCUUUGGUGCCUAUUUUUUUUUUAUUUAAAGCAAUAAUCAGUGCUUUCUGUCCCGGGCAGGCAGUUGUGUAGUAUCUUGAGCAUGAUCUGGGUGUUGUCCCUCAGGCUAUUGUACACUUGGCCCUGGUGAUGUGUGUUUCCUUCAUGCCGCCCUGCUUGAAUUUCCUGCUUCCUCCCCACUUGGCAGCGAGUGCCCUUGGAUUAACACCAGUUUGCUGUGACGGCAAGUUGCAGACCGUUGUUCAAACAAGGGAACAGGAAGGAGCAGUGUUGCCUUGCCACAGCGUUCGGCAUCAGUGAAGCACAACUGAAAUAGCCUUCAGCUCUGCUGUCAGGUCUUCGGGAGGAUGCUGCAACUUUGGCAGGGACUCAGAAUCAAUUUCUGAGCUGAAUCACUUAGGAAGCUGGAAAAUUGAAUGUGACAGUGGGAUAGAUUUGAGGUGCUCAGGCUGCUUAGUGCUGAGACGGCUCGACCGUGGUGUGUGCGCAGGGAGAGGGUUCAGUGCUUUACCAAGGGAAAAUGAGAUCUGGUUACCCGAAGCUGGGGCAUGUCAAACUCAAACUGGAAAUGAGCUGCAGAUUUUGCUGAGUUAACCACUGGAACCCUUCAUCUUGGGAUGGGUUGGAUGGGAUUGCCUGAAGUCUUUGUUUAGGUUUGAGGAUAUUUCUGCGAGAGAUGUUUUAGUUUGACUGCAGAGGUAAAUCAGUGGCAGGGUUGUCUUGAUGAUGCUUCUAACUUGGGUGAUGCCCAGAAUCCGACCCAGUGUUUGUGAGUUGCCAUGCCUGGGCUUAAUGGUUUCAGGUCCCCGCUUAAAAAUGCAAGAUGACUUCAGUUGCUGUGAGCUAACUAUCUUCUCUCUCCUUUUGAGGUGUCAAGGGUUGUUUUUCCAGCAAUUUGGACCUUUUUGAAGUGCCCGUUUGCCUAAUGCCAUGAAUAUUGCAGUGAACAAUGUGGAAGAAAAAGCUGUCCAUUCCUGGUCAAGAAUUUCCUCUGCGGGACAGAAAGUGCUGGAGGAAGCCCUCCGAGUCUUCAACCCAAUGUCCAAGGAUCUUUCGGACACAGAGACCCAGCUGGUGGCCUUCAUUCAGGGCCUGAAGGAGGAGGGCUACCAGCCCACAAUUCUGAGGAGUAAGGAUGUGUAUGGGUACAGCUCGUGCACAGCAGACACACCUAGCCAAACAAAAGAGAGCACCCCACACAACUGCGCUGCUGCCGCCGAGUCCGCUAAGAGUCCGGCUCGAAACAACGCAGCCAUGGCAAAGGUGUCUGCUUCACCCACCAGUGUUUCGGUGAACUCUUCAAAAGUCUCCGCUCAGCCUGUCUCUAAAGGGGAUUCCACAAAUCUCCUCUUGAGCUCCCUGAAGCAGACAAGAUCCGGCACGUCCAAGGCCGCGGCAGUGGGCUUCCCUACAAGCAUGUAUCCUGACGUGUAUCCAGCCAUGAGACUGUCGGUGGUUCUGGAAGCUCUUGUGCCACUUAAAACUACUGCGUCCUGUUUGGAGUCCAAGUACACACAAGGGCAUCUCGGGAUCUCGCCUUCGGACCUUAAACGCCUCAAGGCUUCGAGUCCGCCGAGGCAGUUUUCUUCAGGCAAGACCACUAAAAUAGCAGAAGGUAAGGGAUACAAGCGUUUGAUAAAGAAAGCACCGGAUUCUGCCACCCUUGCUUUAAAUCUUCUGAAGGGACCAAAGGGUGGAGUGCUGCAGGAGAGCAAUGCUUGCAAAGCCUCGGGAGUUCUCAAUGGGAGAAUCACAGGCAGCUCAUCCCAGGACUGCACCACAGCACCGCAGUCCAAGAGCUUGAAAAUCAAAAAUAAGGAACCUCUGGUGGGAAAAACAGAGUGGAAGGACAGCAGCACUUAUCGGGAGAGCGUUGGGCAGAAGAGGAGAAGAGCUACGGAAGCAAGAGAAGCACCGCAGAGGAAGAAAGCAAAUACCAUUCCUGUCCGAAAUAAAUCUCGACGGGCUCAGAGCACUUUGAACCUGCUGAAAUUCCAGGCCAUCAAGGUGGGCAACUCUUCUUCUGACGAUGAAGUGAGGAGGAGAGCACAGAAGAUUCUUAGGGUCAACCUGUCCCCCGUGAUCCGAAUUCAGCCCUUGUCCCACUCUCACAGCGUUCCCUGAGUUUCUUCACUUUGUCACUUUUUAUUGUAAGUAAGUAAAUACAAGCCUGGCACCAGGGCAUGGAGAAGUUUAAGAGCACCUCUGAAUCUCUGGUGUCUGGUGACGAUAUGUCAACUAACCUGCAGACGGAGCAGCCUGCUCUCACGCUGUUUCUGCCUGUCUAACACUGCUAUGCAGAACUGACUGCAGAAAUAAAAACCCCUGUUUGGGAACGUGGGACGGUGACUCUCGCCCACGGGGAGCCGAGCAGGUCGGAGGGCUCGCUUCCUGCGGGCGCUCUUCUGAACAUGGCAGGCUGCGCUCUCGUGCAGGGGGAGAACACGGGACUUUCUCAUGACAUUGAUGCACUGUGAUAUUGCUCUUUUUCAAGCUGUACAUUUACUGGUUUUAUUUUGAUCAAAUUUUAUAACUUUAUUAUCUAUAUAUCUAUAUAUCCAUAUAUGUGCAUAUCACCUAGGAACUGUGGGAUGAUGCACUUCCUCCAUCCCUCUGGGAUUGGGUUUGAUAGCUUUUGUUCCCCCUCCCCUUCAGCCAGUCUUUUGUUGAAAGGUGCCAGGAUUUCUUUGUGAUUCAGUGUUGUGACAGUCUGUUCUGGGCUCUCUUGAGCAGCUCAAGCAGGCAGAGUUAUAGCCACUUGUUUGUCUCCAGAAAUGCCAAGCAAUCUGGACAAUUACCAGCUGGUAGCUGACUGUAGUUUUAAUCAUGUUUUCGGUAUUACCUCUGCAUAAGAGUGGGGGAGUAUUACGGGGCUGUUGCCUGCAGGUCUGCCUGACAUCUCUAGGUGCCUCCUUGGUUUGUUGGUAGCAGAAGCUCUGAACUCAAGGUAGGGGGUUUGCCUCCAAAGAGUGAUUCCUCCUCAGCACCCAGUGUUGCUCUGCUCUCCUGUACCCCAGGUGCAAACCUGGGACGUGCACUGUAAGUGUUAGAGCUGAAGGGCUGGAGUUGUUAGUAAGAAUUGCAUAAAAUGUCCUGCCUGCCAUGUAACUGCUUUGCUCUUGCUGGGUGUUUCAGGAGCAGGUUCUAGGUGCCAGUAGAGAAGACACGGGCUGCAUUUGAAUGUAUUAGAUACAUCUUGCCAGUCCCAGAGCUCAGUGGGGUAUUUGAGCCUGAAUUAGAAGAGCAGAAGAGUUGAGAGGAUAUAUGCCAGCAGUUAAACACAGAGAGUUUCUUUCUGUCAGUUUGUGUGGGUGAAGCCGUAGGAGGGGAGAUCGGCACCGUGUUGCGAUGGGUGACAGCUUUGCUGUGCCGUCUGGGAUGUUGCGAGAAGGUGUGGCAAGUGUGAAAGCUCCCAGGGUGCAGGCUCUGCCCGUCCCCAGGAGGCACUGCAGAACCACUGUGGGCGGCCGUGUUAGCCUUCCCGUGCCGGGGUUGCGCUGUCAGAUGGGAACAUAGGCUGUGCGCUGGUGGAGGUCGGGUCUACUCUACGCAGAGAGAGCAAGCUCCAGGAGAAACACCGCGUUGGAGCAGUCGGUGCUGCAGCUGUCACCUGGGAGGGAUGGCCUCCGAUGAUCUCCAUUGGGAUACUGCAAAAGCAGAACCUGGCGGCUUGGGGAGAGGGAGCACUGUCUGGCCAGGCGUGAGCCCAGCUCUAUGCUGCUGUAUGUUCAGAUCUCUGCAGCAGUGGGCCAGUAAUCCACUCAUUCUCUCACCAGCUCAAAAUACCAGUUGUCUGACCUAGUAAUCCCUGCGGACACUGGCUGAAGGGAUGAGCUCCCCUGGGAAGCCCCAGCCCCAGCUCCUCACGUUUCAGCCCCUCCCUAGCACCUGGCUGGAUUUCAGCACUUUGUAAAAGGGGUUGGCGUCUGAUCCCCAGCUCGGAGAGGAACACCACAGCUUGGAGAGGAGGAAGGAGGUUCAUGAGGGAGUGAGAGGGCAGGAAAUCUGGGUGUCCCAAGGCACAACCAGGUUUCUUCCCCCUUGCCUGGGUAGGGCAGGGUGGAGGUUCUCCCUCAGGGGAUGAUUGCAGGCUCUGAAUCACACACUCGGGUUCUGUGUGGUUUUACUGUGCGUGUCUGAGCUCAGAGAUGGUAGCUUGCAGUGUUUGAGACUGACCUGUGAAUGCCGCUGCUUGGCUGCAGAAGAGGAGGAAAUAUUUUCUUCUGCUUCUGUGUUUUAAAACACAGAAACUCUCUGCCCUGGCAGAGAGUUCCCUGUCCUGACAUGAUGCUGGAUGAACAGGGACCCUCCAUCACUGUUAACUGGCCAAAAAUUGCUUUGUCCCUUUUGUUCCCAUCCUUCAGACCUUUCUCAUUCCCACGGUCUCAAAUGCCAGGUCUUGAAGUCUUGCACUGGAGUUUCUCUUUUUGGCUGUGUCCCGAGGAGGGCUCUGAACUCCUGCCUACGGUAUUGCUGUCUGCAGGCUGCUCCACAGCUUCCCCUGUUCCCAGCCCCAUAUAAGGGCACCGAGAGCUGUCUCUGGAGCCUCUUCGUGCAGUGCAGGCAUCCCAGCUGAGUGCCUGGCCUCUGGUGGGAAAAACAACCGUGCUUCAACAAGGCUGAAUUUGGGUCGAGACUGCUUUUCCUCUAGCCUGAGCAGGAAGCUGAGCACCUGAGGCUAGUUUAUCGGGCCACAUCCCUCCUCUUCGCUGUGUUUCUUUCCCCAGCUGUGCUGCUGCCUGCCUCCCCACUGUUCUCUGUCACCUCUUGUCUUUCACAGCUUGGGUCUUUGCCAGUCAAGGACUUGGCUUGUACUGUUGCUUAACACAUCCAGCAGAACAUACUGCGUUAGCGCUGCCAUGCCUUUCCAGGUGCUGAGCCGAGUUCUGUGAAUGCUUGGUGGCGACAGCUUGCCCGGUAUCUUUCCCAGGCCACCAUCAAGAGGUCUUCUGCUCCGCAGGGAGAGGCAAGCAUUAGAAAUGCUUCUGUGUCACUGAGGCUUCUUCCAGGGAAGUGAGCACCCCAUAGCUCUGUGCUCAGGGACUUGCCCAUCAUCAGUCCAGUCUCUGCCAGCUUUGCUGCAUGUCCCUAACAGACUGCAGGACCCCUCAGCUACUGGCAGUGCUGGAGCUCGCUCCUCUGCCCUCCUGAUGUCUCCUCUUUCCCCUCAUAAGUGAUUUGGGAACUUGGCCAGAAUGAUUGUGGCUUGUUACUCACAGAGGGGCUUUACAGCCCCUGAUACCAAUGCCGACACAACUGCUGCAUGUCAGCUAUUCCCAGGGAAUCCGGUGCUGGCAGACAGGCUGCCAGGUGGUUGGCUCUGCCAUCCUUCAUCUUGUGGCCAGGUGCGGGUGCUCCUGGCAUCCCAGGCCAUCAGCACUGAUGUGCGGGAGGCUGCAGAAGGGGCUGUGCUGUGGAUGUUGCUGUCCAGUGUUUAAGGAAGAUAAAGGGUUUGAUCAAAUCAGACCUGCCUAAGACCUGAUCUAACCACAGAUCUCCCACCAGAGGUCUCUUCCACCCUAUGUUAUUCUGUGACAGCAGAGUAACGCUUGCCUUCCAGGGACCUGCACAGCAGUAACUGGCAGGGCAUAUAGAAAUGCUUUGCCUGGAGUGAUGUGGUCUCUGCUGAGAGUGCUGUAAGGAGGUUGUUCAGACCUGUUUCUGUAUUAGUCACUUUGAAUUCAUCCAAGUGCCUAACCUGGCCUAUGCUGUUCCUGGGCACCAUGACAGCCGAGAGCUUUGGAGACUCUCUUAGGAAUGCUUUUACUGCAUGGAUUUGUGCCACUGUCACUUCAAGAAAUGAUUCAGCCAGCGGUCAAAGGGCUUGUUCUUCCGACUGCGUUUGUGGAAAUCAUUUCUCCUUUUAUUCAGCUGCCAAGAAGCAAGAGUUUAUGCUUUGCCUCCACCAAACAAGGUCUUUGAGCUUCCUGCAUGCUUCAGAUGUCCGUCAGCGAGGUCCGUGGGGAGAGCAGCUUGUCCGGCAGGCAGAUGAAGGGGAAGCUGACAUCAGAUACCAGUUGAAAUCACACUGUUAAUUGGUAGAAAUGUUUUGAAGCUCAUGUCCAGCGUGAUCAGAUUUCACCUUCUGCCAUUACUUUCAGCUGGAGAAGUUUCUCCUUGGCCUCUUCCCUGCAAGCCCUGUAGCAUGGUGCUGCUGCUUCCAAACUGUGUCCCGCCCAGAGCCAGCUGCUGUAGCCACCCUUGUACAGAAUUUCUUAGGCACUUUUCUGCAAAAUAAGAAGGGAUUAUUUUGUUACUCCUGUUUCAUAGCCCACUAGUGGUAUUUCAGUGCAAGGAGGCAUGCUCUGUGGAGUGUUGUGAGCACUCGCCUAGAUGGAUACUUCUCAAAUGAGGGCAUCACCCUCCCAGCCUGCAGCAUGCAUGCUCACAGGGCCGGGGAGGUGGGCUGAGACCCCUCAUUGCCUGGUGUUUCCUUGCACAGAGAUCAGUCAGUCACCAGAUGAGAGCGUCGCAAGGAAGUCGGGAGCAGAACAGCAUGGGUGGGCGAUGCUGGGCAGACGGCUCCCCAACCCUGCUCCGCAGCUGCCCCUGUUCUGCCACGUGUCCUACAGGCCCGCCUCGCACACGAGCAGCACUUCUCCACUGGUGGAGCCGCUCCAGCUGCUCUCCCCCUUGGGUUCAAGUUCCCUGCCCUGUCUGGGAGCUGGGCCUUUGGUGACAGCACAAGGGAUGCGUGGGGACGGAGGGCAAGUCUGUGUCUCAGCUGCAGCUGGACAGCGUGUUGCAAGCUGGGCAGCUUCCUGGGCAGGAGGGCAGGUUUAUGUGGGAGGAUCCUUGUUUUGGCCGUGGUUGGCAGGGUCGGUACCAAGCUGUGUGGAGCACCUGCUGCUCAAGCUAGCUAGUUGGUUUGUGUGGAAGUGACAGUUUUUGUUUUGGUCUUCAAAAUGGCACUGGCCCGUUUGCUCCUGUGGUCAGACAGGGAUGGCUUUCUGGGAGCUGAGAUGGCCUGAGGAGAGGACAGUUGUUCUGGGGCACCUCACACCUUCUCGAUGCUGCUGCAGCCCUUGGCUUUUUCACACCAUCCAUGGACAGGGGCAGGUUGCUCCCAGGACCUUGUGUUCAGGGCUCUGUGCUGGAAAGCACCAUGCUUGGGUUUCCCUCUCCUUGCAGCCUGCUCCUGCCUGGAGCUGUGUGCUGUUAGGAAGGUGCCAGGUUCCUCGCUAGCUGGUGGAGCAGAGACCUUGUCCCAGAAGGCAGGAGAGCCAGGCCCAAGUGUCCCCUUGUCUAUAGAUGUGACUGUGCUAGAACUCGCAGCUUGGCCAGCUGCUGCCUCUGAAGCUGUGGUGCUGAGGCCAGACCCCCCAGUUUGCUUAGGAGCAAAUAGACCGAAGAGGUCUGGUGAAAAAGCGAGAAGCUGGGAUUAGGGGAAACCAAAGACACCAGCAGUACCCGGCUGACCAGCUUCUGCUUCUGCUGCAGGAGAUCUGCAAACAGAGGAGCCAGCUCUGUGUACCAGUAGCACUUCCUCCACUCUGAUCCUGCCCAGCUGACGGAGCUGGCCCUGCCCUGUCUGGCAGUACUACACAGGCACUGGUGCUGUAGGAUCCGAGGCACGGGUGAGGGGGUGCCCCUUAGGAGCAGGUCUCCCUCCUAACCUUUGGUUUCCACCCUUCAUCGGUUGCACAAACUGGCCCUGCUCGGGUGGCUGCGGGGAAGGUAAGCCGCUCACCGGCUUGCAGAGACACCCCCCACCUGGGUGCGUGCUGACUUGUACCCUCUGGACACCCUUGCGGGGGAGGUAGCACUUCCUCCGGUGAGCAUCCCAAAUACCUUCCCCUGCAGGGACGAUUAGGCCUUGCCCCGGGGAGUCCCUUAAAGGCCUUAUUAUCGUCUGGGACUCUCUCCUUGUUGUCUUAAUUAGCCCUUUCCGUUCCUGUUACUACAGGCAGCCCCUGUGAGAGUCUGGUGAUUCCCACAGGCACAGUCAGGCACGCGGUGCUGUUGUAAAAGAGAAGGUGCUGAAAAGCUGCCCCCAGAAAUACCUCCCCUCCUGCCCUUGCUCUGCCAUGCUGCCCAGGCCUGGGACAGGACGGGAACGAGUGUCGGCGUUUGCGGCAGGGAAGGCGCAGUGUGUGACACCGUUCCCUCCUCCUGGUCCCUGCUGCAGCCCUCCUGAGGUGUAGCAUUUCCCAAGCAGAGGCACAGCAGCCUCUCCGAGGGACGCGGGGGUGCUGGGUGGGCACUGCCCGGCCCCUCGCGCUCGUCUCUGCCAAGCAUCAUCUCAAAGAGAGCCGUCUCCACAUCACAGCAUGACCGACCUGCUCUGGCUGGGACCAGUGCCGCUGGCUCAGCCAAAGGCAUCCCACAGUGUUCAGGGGUCCUGAGCGAUGGCCGGGGAGCAGCGACUACGGCCCACGGGAGGGCGAGUAACAAACUUUUGUACGGUGAAUUUGCAACAACUGACCAUCUUGUUCUUGAGUGAACUUUUUACUGUUUCAUUUGUUUGUGUAGAAUGUUUCCGAAGCUAUAUUAAUAUUUAAUGUUUAAUAUGAGGCUGGGCUGCUCCACACUCAGUGUUGUAUAUUUUGGAAUGGCAUUGUUUAAUGAAAAGACAGCGUUAAUAUUAUUCUGCUCUUCAGAGAGAACGGGACAAAAACCAGACUGUCUUUUUUCUUAAAUGAAGUGAACUUUUUGUUAUGAAGUCCUAGCAGGUGUCCAGCCUUUCAGUAAA
This is a messenger RNA of Egretta garzetta (little egret), 9975 nucleotides long. RefSeq names its product coiled-coil domain containing 71 (gene CCDC71). The coding region runs from base 2214 to 3407 and encodes 397 amino acids. The transcript has a single exon. NCBI's taxonomy places the organism in Eukaryota, Metazoa, Chordata, Aves, Pelecaniformes, Ardeidae. The record is from RefSeq and is a predicted model, not a curated record.